Molecule: messenger RNA, 1110 nt
Organism: Debaryomyces tyrocola
Lineage: Eukaryota; Fungi; Ascomycota; Pichiomycetes; Serinales; Debaryomycetaceae
Source: the annotation of a GenBank genome assembly
AUGUCAUUUUCGUUUGGAUUCACUAACGACGAUUUCAGUGACGAUGAUAUAGAAGAAUCGGUCAACUUGAGUAACGUAUCCGUUUCUAUGCUGAAAGAAAAUCCGUUGGAUAAGUUAUCGGGUACGAUCGACGAAUCGUCAUAUCCUAAGGUUCACACCUUAGAAUCCAUUUUGCAUACAUUGAACGGUGUCAGGCUCACGUUUGAUAACUAUACUACCCCGAUAGGGCAGAAUAUCAUAUAUCGUCGUGAAUUAUUUGAUGUUAAGCAUCAAAUCAUGUGUGAAGACGAUAAUUCAGCCAAGAACGGUGUUACCAAUGAUGUAUUAAUUGGCGACAAUAAUGUGGUAGAUUUGAAGAAAAAUGUUUACGAAGGUGGUUUCAAGAGUUGGGAAUGCUCGUACGAUAUGGUGGAUGAAUUAUCGGCCAUGAUAAAUAACGGAAAGUUGAAUUAUAAGAACCUUUUGGAGUUUGGCUGUGGAACGGCAUUACCUACAUGUUUUUUGUUAAUGAAACGGUUCCAAACCCAAGAUAAGACCGGUGCAAAAUAUAUACUAUCAGACUUUAACUACGACGUGCUUAGACUAGUCACAGUCCCCAAUUUGAUUAUUCACUGGGCAUCCACUUUAGAACCAUCAAAAUUGCACGAAUUAUGUGUAUCGCAGCCGGCGGAUGAUCAAAACACUGAAACCGAUGCUCCGAUGUUAAACAACGACGAAGUGUUGAUAACGGAGUCCUUGAUAGACGAAUUUCUGCGCCAGUUGUCUGAAUACAAGGUAGAUUUGCUGUUUGUCUCAGGCUCAUGGGGUCGCCAAUUCAAUUCCCUUUUGAAUGGCACUCCAAUCGACCUUAUUAUCACGUCUGAAACCAUCUAUUCUCCGGAGUCGUUACCAAUUGUGGCUGAAUCAUUAAUCGAUAUCUUGACUCAAUCCAACGUCCCGAAGUCAUUGUGCUUGAUCGCUUCCAAGAACUUCUAUUUCGGUGUUGGUGGCUCCGUCACCGAAUUUCUCAACUAUUUAAAGAAUAAGAAGUUAGAAAGAUUCUCCAUAGAUGUCAAUGAGAUCCAUGACUCCCAGUUGAAGAGAUCAUUGGUCACAUUAACCUACAUCUAG